This is a messenger RNA of Salvia miltiorrhiza (redroot sage), 768 nucleotides long. RefSeq lists its product as uncharacterized. The transcript has a single exon. NCBI's taxonomy places the organism in Eukaryota, Viridiplantae, Streptophyta, Magnoliopsida, Lamiales, Lamiaceae. The coding region runs from base 1 to 768 and encodes 255 amino acids. The record is from RefSeq and is a predicted model, not a curated record.
AUGAUUCCUCACUAUGCAGCAGGCUCGACUAAAGUUCAAGCUCUCGAUGAGCUUCUGCAGCAAAGAGAUGGAGUACUUCGACGGCUGAAGGAGAACCUCCGUCAGGCACAAGCUCGGAUGAAGCAACAAGCCAACCGUCAUCGCCGGGACUUGGAGUUUCAGGUGGGAGAUCAAGUGUUAGUGCGUUUGCAACCCUAUCGGCAAACUUCAGUUCGAGGCCGCCAAGCGCCCAAAUUAGUUCAACGUUACUACGGGCCCUUCCCUGUCACGGAGAGAAUCGGACAGGUGGCCUAUCGUUUAGAGCUCCCUCAAUCCAGCCGCAUUCAUCCGGUCUUCCAUGUUUCCAAACUCCGCCGAUUCAUUCCGGCCGGCACCACCCCUAUCUGUUCUCUUCCAGCUGAAUCAUUUGAUUCCCGGCCUAUUCGACAACCCUUGGCGAUUUGCGGUGAACGCCAAGUUCUGACACCGGCCGGCCCCCAACGGCAAGUCUUGGUUCAGUGGCAAGGAGAGCCACCGGAGAACUCGACCUGGGAAGCUCGUGAUGACAUGCAACGUCAAUUUCCAUCCUUCAACCUUGAGGACAAGGUUGGUCUCGAAGGAAUGGGGAAUGAUACAAGGCAGGAGCCCACUGCAAUUGGGCCAGAGGAAGUAGAUAAGCCCGCGACUGAAGUGGAAGAAGGCCCAAAUGAAGAUAGCCCAGUUGAAGAUGUUGAAGCUCGGCGCACGAGAGCCCCACCUGCUCGUUUCAAAGACUAUGAGUUGUAUUAG